Messenger RNA from Alnus glutinosa, 3439 nucleotides. RefSeq lists its product as uncharacterized. The record is from RefSeq and is a predicted model, not a curated record. The coding region runs from base 183 to 1616 and encodes 477 amino acids. The transcript is spliced from 2 exons. NCBI's taxonomy places the organism in Eukaryota, Viridiplantae, Streptophyta, Magnoliopsida, Fagales, Betulaceae.
CUCACACUACAUGUCACGUGAGCCAUAUGACUCCCCAUGUCAGAGCGGCGUGUAAUUAACAAAUCAAAACCCUAAUCCCAAAAUCUCAACCCAGGCCAAUCCCCGUAUCGGUAGAAACCCAUAAUCCCCUGCAUCUCGGCGACUCACAUCGGACAUAAUACCCAUUACAGUUUCCAAGCACAAUGAAGAUCAAGAAACAACAACAAAAACCGCGCGAGAAGAUCAAGAAACCGCCUUCUUCUUCUUCUUCUUCUUCUUCUUCUGCUGCUGCUGCUCAGCCUCCCCGCAAGCGACUCCUCUCUGACUCCCCCAAGCCAAAAAACGCCCCAGCCGGAGCCCGAAGCCGAAGCCCCACGCCCUCCGAUCACCCUGACCCGGCCCUAAAGAAAACCAGGGUCCUCCCCAAUUUGUCAGAAUGCCACGCUUGUGGAUUCAGAACCGACGCCGCUAACGGGAAGCAAAGACUCCAAACCCUAUACAGCGAAUGGCGCGUCGUUCUUCUAUGCAAGAAAUGUAUAGUCCGCGUGGAGUCGUCCAAAAUUUGCUCCUAUUGUUUCCAAGAAUCCUUCGCCGCCGAGUGUUUCAGUUGCGGCGAGUGCGAACGCCGCGUCCAUAGAGAUUGUUUUAUGAAGUAUAGAAGCGUUGCGCCGUGGUCAUAUUCCUGCUCGGGUGAGGAGUUUUCGGUGUGCGUAGAUUGUUGGGUGCCCAGGCCGAUAGCGGUGUCCAGAGGGAGGAGGAGGAAGAUUAGGAGGACAGGCAAGAGUGGUGAGGCUUUGGAUGGUGCGAAGUCGUUGAAAGAUGUGGCGGAGGACGCAAAUUGCGUGGCGGAGAAGAAGAUUGAGGCGGCGGCUAGGGCUAGAGAGGAGGCGCUGAGGAAAGCUGUAGUGGCGAGGAGGGCGGUGGAGUUGGCGACCAAUGCUCUUGAUUUUGUUGCAAGGAGAAAUGAGAGUGGCGAGAAGGAGGGGGUUGUUGAUGAUGCAGAAAUGGCGUUUCGGUUGCACCGAGCGAUGAAUAGCUCACCCAGGACUUCGAGAAAAUUGUUGGUUAGAGGGUCGGGCUUGCGGAAUCCUAGUCGUGAAGUUUGUACUGAUAACAAAAGCGUUUCAGAACACUUGUAUCAGGAUGGUGAUUCUUCGACAGAUGUGGAUUGUCCGAAGCCAGAUGGAAGGAUUAAUGUAAGAACUGGUGAGAAGGAUUUUGAUGCUGAGGAUGAGAAUGUGGGUGUGCCGAUGAAGGAGGGAGAGGUGAGCUAUUCAAUUAAGCUGUUCAACUCAGAUAGAGAUGACAACAGUAUGGACUCUGCAAAUCGGUCUGAGGUUGAAAGAUACAAAGGAAAGCCUAAUAGAUAUUUAUUGAAGUAUUGUAGGAGAAACCGUAGGCCCGAAGCAACACUUGAUAGAAAAUCCAGUUUCUCCUAUGACGGGUUUCACCUGGUCAAUCAGGCUUCGGCCGCUGGACUGCUUAUAAGUUGUUCCAAUGAAUCGACGACGAUCUCCAAUUUUUCAUAUCGGUGUUGUGCUGUUCCUAUACAAGCGUCUGGUCGUGGAAGUAGUUCAUUUCACGACAGCCCUGAAGGCAAUAGAAGCAUUUUUUGUACCAAAAUGUCAUGUAAUUAAUGAUGGACACAUAGUGCUUUCUUGCAAGGGGAAUGGUGAGAUUUGUUUAAAUGUAAACUGGAGAAGUGUUAGAAAAGUAAUGAGCACGUUGUACUGUUGUAGUGAAUAGGCAGAGGAUAAAAGACCUGGUUUGGAAGAUAAGAAGAAUUGAAAAAGAGAACUUUUUCUUGGGUGAAUUGUACUUUUCCAAUGUGGUGAAUUGCAAAUCGAGCAACCCCCUAUUGUUUAGUAUAAUUGCAAAUAACCUAUUGUUUCCAUAACCAUCAACGACUCGUGGUUUAGUGUGUGUCAUGUAACUGCAAAAAAAAAAGAAUAAAUUGAAAAGAAAAGUGGCAAAACCACAUUAAAAAAGAGAAACUAGAGAUAAAAAGAAUUGGUGCUUUGGGUGGGUUUCGGUUUAGAUCCAGGCUGCAAUUGAAGGAGUUUGCCUGUGAAAAAGAGAGGAGAUCAAUGAGUUUCUUAAAUCUGAUUUGAUGAGAUUGAAGUUUGGGUUUUGAUUGGUAAAAAGGAAGACUUGAUUUUGGUUUGGAAAUAAGGAAAAGAGAGAGAUUUGCUGUUGUUAAGAGCUGUCUGAGCAGUGACAUGAAUACCGACCCAGCUGUGGUGGCUGUGAUGCCAUAUUUGUGAAGAGGAGAGUUGAUCUGAAUGUUUUUUCAAGUCUUUUCAGCUGAAUGAACGACAUUUCAUCUGGAGAUAUUCUUCUUGGGCUUGCCUGUAUAAUGAGCUGGUGAAGCAAGAAACUCCAAAUAUAUUUGUGCUACAAAGGUAUCAACAUUCAUUGCUCUUUCCUGCUCGUCUAUAUUCUCCAAGACUAUUCCGUUCAAGAAGUCUUCCUGUCAUUCUGGGAGUGAUUUUGUUGAUGAUGGAAGUUGAAGUAGCUCCAAGUACUUACAUUUCUAGUACGCCCCAAGAAUACAGCUCAUUGAGCCUAUCUAGAUGUGAUCCAAGAAAUUGAUGCUUAAUUGCCAGGUUGGGAAAGAACCUGAUAUACAGAGGUUUGCUAAUUUUGUCAAUAACAAACCUCUGAUUAUUAGCUGCUCUGUAAAGCAGACAGUGUGGCUUCCAAAAUUCAUCUAGAAGAAAGAGGGAUUCAUAAUGGUUGAAGGAGCUCCAGUGUCAAAAAAGGCUGUUACAGGCAACGAAUGGCCUAGAAUAUGCUUCUGUUAUAAACAUGGCCCUUUGCAAGAGUGGGGUUUUCUGAGAAAGAGAGUAAAGGCAGUUCAAGGGUGAAAAUUAUCUGUGAAUUGGUUGAGGAGUGAGAUUCAGAAUCGUACCCUAUUGCAAGAAGAGCUUUUCAUGGGUCAUCAUCAAGCGAAAAUACAGAUUCUAAAUCUUCAUCUGACAAAUCAGGGUAAAGGGCAGAACUUAAAGGUUUUUCUCUCUUCUUAUUUGGACAGGUUCUGGCAAAAUGGCCUUCUGGUUUAUUACAUAAAAAGCUUCACAUGCGGCAUGCCCAUGGCGACACUCUAUCUUCAAGAAGCCCUUCUUGUUUUAGUUGUUUAAACUGUCUGAGCUCUUCAUUCCUUAUGACUUGCUUUUGUAGGAUUAACGUCUUUAUUUUUGAAAGGAAGUAUGGGUUUUGCCAUAGUGGAUUAGCAGUCUUGAGGAGGAAUUCAGAAUGAGACUCAGCACUAGAAGUUUGGGUAAUUUGGGGUUUUAUGGAAUCUAAAGCUUCUACAUGGUAAGGAUUUGGGCAUGACCCAACCUUCUCUCUCUGUCUGUCUCUGUCUCUGUCUCUCUUUUUUUUCCCCCAAUUUUGAUAAGAAGACAUAAUUGUAUUUUCAUAUGAUUCUUUUUAUUUGAUGAAAAAAUGGACGGAGGUU